This is a messenger RNA of Sipha flava (yellow sugarcane aphid), 6019 nucleotides long. It is a transcript of the gene gig, whose product is annotated as tuberin. Gene Ontology annotation, cellular component: TSC1-TSC2 complex; nucleus; cytoplasm. Gene Ontology annotation, molecular function: GTPase activator activity. The transcript is spliced from 29 exons. The record is from RefSeq and is a predicted model, not a curated record. Gene Ontology annotation, biological process: positive regulation of GTPase activity; negative regulation of Wnt signaling pathway; regulation of small GTPase mediated signal transduction. NCBI's taxonomy places the organism in Eukaryota, Metazoa, Arthropoda, Insecta, Hemiptera, Aphididae. The coding region runs from base 255 to 5843 and encodes 1862 amino acids.
UACUUGAAGUGCUAUAUAGACGUUUCUCCUAUCAGACAAAUGUGCGUAUAGAAUAAAAAAAAAAAAAAUUCAACGUUUUGAUAAAAUAACUUCGCGUUCGGAACGGGCAUUUAUCGGUUGUCGUGUUCGCCGACCGCACAGUUUUCGCGUUCUUGUUUCCGUAUGUGUGUGUGUCUUGUGAUGCGACCGGCUAGAUAGCUGAAUGUCCGUUAGCUUUUCUCUCUUUUCACGGAUCCGUUUCUCGCACUGCAAAGAUGAGUAACAACAAGGACAACAAGACGUUUGAGAAGCUUAAACAGUUUUUUAGAAUCAACAAAGGAGCGACGAAUUUGGGAGCUCUUCGUGUUAAGGAAGACUAUACGCUGACUGAAGAACAAGGGCAAAAAAUUUCCUCAGAGUCUGCAAUACAAAAUAGGAUUAAAACCAUUAAAGAACUUGCAGAAGUAGCUCGAUCUCACCGUCUUGAAGAGAAUGCUGUAGCAAGUUUAUGGGUUCAUGUACAUGAUUUGUUUAGUUCUAAUGUUGCAAAAGAACAUCGCCAUUUAGUGUUUUCUCUUAUUAAAUCCAUUAUUCUUGGUCAAUUUGGAAAUCUUGGCAUCUUAAGAAAACAUUUUUUUAAUUUCAUAAAAAAUCAUAAUAUUGCUGAAGAUAUAUCAUACAGGUUAAAUAUAGUUGUACUAAUUUGUAUGUUGGAAUUAUUAGAAUGUCUCACUGAUCAUGGUCGUGAUAUUGUAUACUUAGAAGAAGAAAUUUGUCCUUGGUUAACAAGAUGGGGUGCAUGUGAAUUGGCACCUGCUGGUUUUACGUUGGAAUGGCUUGAAAUAUCCAUUAAUGUUAUUAAAUUCAACGCUACAUAUUUGGAUGAUGAAGUUAUCAAUACAGUAGUUCAGAGUUCAUUUUAUGUGUGCUGUUAUAGUAAAGAAGAAAAAGUUGUUUUAGAAAGCUUACGACUUCUCGAUACAAUUAUAUGUUAUAAUCAUUUGCCUCCUCAAUCUUUACCUAUAUUUAUUGCUACGUUAUGUCAUACAGCAAAUUCAAAAAAGUACUGUGCUCAAUGUUGGAAAACCAUGCGAAAGCUUUUAGGGACACACAUGGGAUAUUCAGCUAUAUAUUUAAUAUGUCAAUUGCUUCACAAAGAUGUUUCCGAACACAAUCCUGGUCUUGUUCGAGGUGGAUUAUUCUAUAUUAAUAUGGCUUUAUGGAGUAAUAAUCAAAUCACUUCAUUUAAAAUUUCUCUUCUUUCAGUUUUGCCAUCAAUUCACAGUGCAUUAUCAUGUGACCAUCCAACAGUUGUACUGGAAGUUGUUUUAGGAAUGGAAUCCUUGGUAAUGAAACUUGGAGCUACUAUACAAAGUACAAUCUGGGAAAAAGUUUUAAACAUAUUAAAAUGUUGUGCGGAGUUUGUUAACAGAAAUGGCAUGAAUUCAGUAGCAAUGAUUGCAGAACAUCUUAAUGAAACCUUAUCAAAAAUUGAGUUACUUGUUGACACAAAUGCAUAUAGUGGUAGUUUAGAUGGAAUUUAUGAUGUUAUUGAAACAUUUUCACUUUAUAGACCUGAAUCUUCAGUUUUUAAUUUAAUAGCUUACAGAAAAGAAUUUCUUGUUUCAACUCAAUACCAAUGGAUCAAUAAUUUAAAAAUGUUCUUAAAUCAUUUUUAUACCAAAGAAAAUAGAUCACCUAUAAGAAUUCAUGCUGUGGCUCAGAUUAUGAAAGAAGUCUACCAACAGAAUAGUGCAUUAUAUGAAAAUGAACUGAUGAAUGUUAUACUGGAUGUAUUCAGCAAAGUUGCUGAGGACAAUGACCCAAGUGUUCGACAAGCAGUUUGCCAAUUCAUUAUUGGAGUUUGUAAUGAUUGUGAUAGUGCUUAUCACGAAGAAUUAUUACAAAUACUAGAAAAAGUAUUAUUGAGACCGUUUGAAUUAAAUACAAUUAAAGGAUCUAUUUUAUCAGAACAUGAUAUAUCUGAUUUACAAUUAACUGUUGUGGGUCUUUCAAAAUUGUUUACAAAGUUUUUAUACAAACAUUCAACUACAUCUGCAGAUACUAUUCUUACAAUGCUUAUUACUCACUUGAAACAUCAUUAUGAGCAACCAAUUGUUUUAGAGCAUUUAUAUUUAGUACGACUUGCGAUUUUUGAAUUGUUAGUUAAACUUCGAGCAGAUUCUAGGUAUAGGUUGGGAAUACAAGGAUUGAAUGAUUAUUCACCAUACAUGUAUUUGGAUCGCAGUGCUUUUGGAGUCCCUCCCAGUCCAAAUUCAUCUACUGAGGAUACAAGAUCGAAGGAAGAUGUCUUGGUGCAGUUAAAUUACAUGUCUCUUGCAGCUGCGUGCAAGAUUGUGAUUACAGCGUUAAGAGAAGAGCUCGAUUGGAAAGUGUUAAAUUAUAUAUUGAAAGAAGUACCUCAAAUUUUAAAGAACAAGGCUUUGGUGUUAUCUGGAAAUUGGGAAUUUGAUCCAGCAUAUGAAUUGGCUUCAACCCUAUGUUUAUUGGUGAAUGAUAAAAGUGUUGCUAGCACUUUAAAAAAUACACCUUCUAAAUGGUUAAAAACAGAUUUUCAAAUUGCUGUUUAUCCAGCAUUAGCCGCUUUUGUUUCGUACCAUAAUAGCUUAGAGCCAUCUCUUCAACAGAAGCUCGUAAAAUGCCUACAAUCAGGAUUGGUUAAUCGAUGUAUACGUCCUGUAGUAAUGGCAUUGACUACUUGUAUCUUAGAAAUGCGAGAUAUCAUGGUCAAGUUAUUACCUGAAGUUCUGUUAAAUAUGUCUAAGCUUUCUGCUACCACUCAGAUUGCUGUACCAGUUCUAGAAUUUCUCUCUAUGUUAAGUCGUCUUCCAAAAGUGUUCUCCAACUUUGUAGCUGAUCAAUACAUGUCUGUAUUUGCUAUUGCAUUGCCUUAUACCAAUCCAUUUAAAUAUAAUCAUUACACUGUUUCAUUGGCUCAUCGAGUGAUUGCUAUUUGGUUUUUGAAAUGCCGAACAUCAUUCCGAAGAAAUUUUGUUGAAUUCAUCAAAAAAGGUUUAAAACAAAAUGUUUUAGUACCAUUUGAAGGGCGUACUAUUCCUAGGAAUGAUAUUCAUAAUGAAGAUUCGUCAAGUCGAAAACGCAGUUCUAGUUUAACAGAACAAGGUAGUCGAAGACGUGAACGUACAAUUAUGGGUGUUAGUAAGAGUCCAAUGAAUGAUUUGAAACCACCAAUAGAUAAUGUACUUUUAACAUUUCAUAAAGAGUUAACAGAAACUUGUAUGGAUUUAUUAGCUAGAUAUGCUUUUGCUACUUGUUCUGCUCUACCUAAAAGACAUCCCACAGCAGAUUUUAUAUUGGAUGGAGGUCAGUCUGCUACUUGGUUAUUAGGUACAAAACUUAUAACUAUCACAACUAGUGGAUGUACUCAAAAACCUGUGAGAAAUGGAUUAUGUGGUAAAUGUUAUCAAUCUUGUCGCCAAAGUAGCGAUCAGGCCAAAAAUUCUCCUAAAUUAGAUGAAAAGUCAAAGCUUUCAGUAUCUCGAAGUCAAAGUAGUGAAGCCAGUGAUCAAAUUGAUGUAAAUACAUCUGGCAAAGGGGUUGCAUCACCAUCAUGUUUGUCAACAGCAACUAAUUCACCUGGAGAAGAAACAAAAAAAUUCCCACAUAUAGAAACAAAUGAACCAUUUGAUAUGACACGAAAAGAUAGUUUUUCUAGUUCAGACCGACUUGAUAAGAAACAAAGUUGUUCUUGUUGGUGUCAAUCAUGGGCUGAAAUAUAUGUGAGGUGUCCAACAGGAGUUAUGUCUUGGAUGAUUAGAGUGCAAAAUGAUAGAAAUUUUCAGGAUCUAAAUUCUGAUUCAUCUAUGUUUGAUGUAUCGACGUUAUUCCAUCCUUCACUUGGGACAAAAGUUUCCAAUGGAGAACUUGACAGAUUACGUCAAUAUUUUGAUGAAGAAAAACAUGUUCUGGAUCAAUAUAUUGCCAAUGAUGAAAUCAUAAAAAUGGAAUCAAACGAAAAGUUAUCGAGUAGAAUACCGUCUGAACCAGUUUGUAUUCCUGGUUCUCCUCUUAAACUUACUCCUUCACGACAAAACUCACAGGAAAGUUGUGAAGUAGAAGAUGAAUAUUAUGACGUUGAAGAAUUUGAUAAUGGCGAAGGUCGAUCAAGGAAUCCAGUUCGUCGAUCAAACUCCAGUCCUGAAAUGAGUUCUGGAUGGAAAAAUCCAUUCAUGAAAGAAAUGCAAACAUUUGAGAAUGAGAGUAUUAAUAAAGAUAUGGAUGAUAUAAGUAAACAUUUAGAGUUAUUUAAUGCUCCAAUUGAUGGAAAGAAGAUCAAACAAAAUUAUUCUAAAGACUUAAGAUACUGUUCUAAAGCAAAUUGUGAAGCAAUACCAGAAGAAAUCUGUGGUACUGGUUCAACUCCACCCUCAAAUACAUGUCCACCAAAACCUUUAUCGCUUAAUUUGAACUUAGAUUCAGUAGAAAAGAAGAUAGAUGUUUUAGCGUUGGGGAAAAAUGUUAAUGACAAAGAAAGACCAAAAUUAUUAUUAAAAACCCCUAAAUUAAAUUCAUUUAAUGAAAGUGACUCCUCUACAAAGUCUUCGGCUGAAAGUGUUGAUAUCAAGCAGAAUAUAGAAUUUCCAUUAGUGACCCAUUACCAUGACGAAAAAAGUAGAUCUUUAACAUCAACACCAUCUUAUCUAACUAAAAAGCCACCACUAUCACCACCAAUUAAUUAUGGAUCACAGACUUUGGAAAAAAGUGAAAGUGAUACAGAUCCACCUAUGAUGUUCCGAGGACGUGUUCAUACAUUAGCUGUAAUGAAUGCUAUUAAAAAACCAACUGGUGUACCUGCUAAUUCCAGCUCAUUGAUAAUGAACAAUAGGGCAAAUCAAUCAAAAGAGCCUGUGCGGUCUGGAAUAAAUCCUAGUUUUGUUUUCCUGCAGCUGUACCAUUCUACUCAUUUUAGUAGUGUUGAUAAUGAUGCAAAACCAAUUUUAUUGCCAUUGUCUCAGACUAUGAUUCAAAGAGCAGUACAAACUUUAGAUUGGAUUCCUCCAUAUGAGUUACAUAAGAUUGGAGUUAUUUAUGUUGGAAUGGGACAAGCUAAUUCUGAAGUAGAUAUUCUGCGUAACUUGCAUGGAUCACUGAGGUACACAGAAUUUCUCAAGGGUUUGGGAACUCUUAUCAAAUUAUCCGAUACAGAUUCACAAAGUGUAUUUCUUGGUGGUUUGGAACGUGACGGUACUGAUGGAAAAUUUACUUAUAUAUGGCAAGAUGAUAUUAUGCAAGUUAUAUUCCAUGUUGCUACUUUAAUGCCAACUACUGAAUCUGAUUCUAAAUGUAAUAACAAAAAGAAAAACAUUGGAAAUGAUUUUGUUACUAUUGUUUACAAUGAAAGUGGUCAAGAAUAUGAUAUUCAAACUGUUAAAGGUCAGUUUAGUUAUGGUUGUGUCAUUGUGGAACCUUUGGAGCAUGGUGUUGAUCAAAUCACUGUGAAAGUAAGGGACGAGUUACGUGAUCAUGUUGGUCAUCAAGAACCAAAAAUUGUGUCUGAUCAGAACGCAGCAAUGUUAGCUAGACAAUUGGCUAUACAUACAGAUUUGGCGUCGCAGAUAUUGAGUAGCUUGAGCAAGGAAAACAAUGGACCCUACGCCAGUAACUGGCUGGAGCGUCUUAGACAGAUCAAGAGGAUACAGAACAAGGUGAUGAAACUGGAUAACGGCAGUCAGUCGACUGGUAGCGAACCGAUGACUGUAGUGCGAGGUCAAGGAACGGGUUUGUCGACAGGGACGGGUGGAACGAUGAUGAUGGUUGGUGGGAGCGGUGGCGGUGGUGGCCGUUCUAAGGUGCAAAUGUCCGAUUUCACUGAAUACACUUAGAAGAAAAAAAAAACAAAUAAUUUUUUAUGAUCAGAUAUUCGCAUCAUCUUCGCGAGGCUUACACUAGUGAUGAUCUCAUUUUGGAUUGCGUGUUGGCAAAAAAAAAAAAUUAAUUUUAUAAAUGUAAUGUAAACGUGAUUGACAUUACAUAUAUUGCGAUAUAAAUAUUAUGAAAA